AUGGAGCUACAUACUCUUCAGGUGGUCACUGCAUUGACUGAUGUCAUCAUUGGGCAUGGCACACAGUUAUCACACCCUCUUGGCCUAGACGAAGAUGCAGUAGUUGAGCCAUCUGGCCUUGAUGUAGCAGUGGGUCUUAAUACACCAUCUGAUAUUCCUCCCAUAGUUGUUGUAGCUACAGCUUCAAUGCCUGAGGUAUCCAAAAUAGACAAUAUGAAUGGUCUGAGGAAGGAACUCAAAUCACUCUCCCAAAAUGGAGGAACUGCACCUACUGACACACAAAACAAGAAAGAUGAUGGAAUCUCCAAUUUGCAGAGGCUCAACAAGGUUCUUAGAAAGGAAAAGCAGGAACACAAAGCUACAAUUGUGAAGACUCUGAGACAUGUGAAGGAUCUUGGGAGAAGGCUGAACCAAGAAAUCCAAAAGAAAGAAGAUGAAUUCAGAGCAGAAGACACCAUUUUACAGUUAAAACAACACUUACAUAUUACAUCUCAAGAAUUGGAAGCAGCUACAAGAUCCCUGUCAUUUGGAAACUGUAAUGAUUUGUUACAGUUCAAAGAAAAUGUGGAAGAUUUCAAUGAAAUUGAAGAGGAGAUUGAAAAACAGAUGCUAGAGAAAGAAGAUGAGAAGAGGUAUAGAAAAGGAUUUUCAGAAAAAGAAGAUGAGUUCAUAACAAUUGUCUCUGUGGAAGAUAAUAUUUCACAGUUGAAAGAGAAAAUGGUGGCUAUGGAAGCUGAAAAGGAUGAUGAGCUAAGUUAUGACAGUGCUCAACUCAAGAAGAAGGUUGUUGAUUUGAGUAGAAGUUUAAAAGAGUUGCAGGGAAGACAUGAAAAUAUGGAGGAAGAAAACAAAGUGAUGAAGGCUCAAUUAUCUGAACUACAAGGUGUUUUGGAAGCAGAAAAAUGGGGAUUUGAUACAGUAACUGCUCUUUAUAACAAAAGUAUUGUUAGUCAGAUGAUGGAGAUGAGUGAGGUAUGA
Molecule: messenger RNA, 978 nt
Organism: Cryptomeria japonica (Japanese cedar)
Lineage: Eukaryota; Viridiplantae; Streptophyta; Pinopsida; Cupressales; Cupressaceae
Exons: 3
Coding region: 1-978 (325 amino acids)
Source: RefSeq, a predicted model, not a curated record